AUGUCUGGAAUCAGAUGCUGCUUUCACACACAAGCCGUAAGGCAAACGCUUUCAGUAAAGGCAUUCAAAAAGAUUGAUUCACAGGUCUCUCUCCCUUUCGCCCUGGCCCUUGCAUGCAAAGAAACCAAAUAACAAGAGGGCAAGGACAAGAAGAAGAAGAGGCAGAAGAAUAUAGUGGUGGAGGAGGUGGUUAUAGCGGUGGGUUCAUGGCAAAGUGCAGCGCAGAGGAUGAGACAGCGGCAGAGGAGGCGGUGGUGGAGGUGGAGGCGGCUCAUCCCUACGCAUUCCAUGUGUCUGGACCUCGCAACGUGUCUUCACCCAACUGGAGAGACCUCAUCAAUUCUAGUUGGAAAGACGGGAACUACAAAAGGACAGUAAUUGCCUGCUUCAUACAAGCAGUCUACUUGCUUGAACUCGACAGACAAGAGAACAGAACAGAAGAGAAUGCUCUUGCUCCCAAGUGGUGGAUUCCCUUCAAGUACAAGUUGGCACAGACCUUGGUUGAUGAAAGAGAUGGAUCCAUAUUUGGUGCAAUUCUAGAAUGGGACCGAGCUGCAGCCUUGUCUGACUUAAUCCUCAUCAGACCCAGUGGCGCGCCUAGGGCUAUUCUAGCACUAAGAGGGACAUUACUCAAGAGCCCAACAAUUAGAAGAGACAUUGAGGAUGAUCUCCGCUUUCUGGCUUGGGAAAGCUUAAAGGGUUCUGUCAGAUUCAAAGGAGCUUUUGAAGCAUUAAAAUCAGUUGCAGACAGGUAUGGAAGCAGCAAUGUGUGUGUUGCAGGCCAUUCCUUAGGAGCUGGGUUUGCCCUCCAAGUAGGGAAAACGCUAGCCAAAGAAGGAAUAUUUGUGGACACCCAUUUGUUCAACCCUCCCUCUGUUUCCCUAGCAAUGAGUCUGAGAAACAUGGGAGAAAAAGCUGGGUUUGCUUGGAAGAGAUUCAAAUCAAUGCUCCCUUCAAGCAGUGAAACUCAGGUCAGCAAUGAAGACUGGGGGCAAACUCCCAGUGUAGGAGGAAAGAAGUGGGUGCCUCAUCUAUACGUGAACAACAGUGACUACAUCUGUUGCCAUUACACCGACCCAACAGGAGCAGAAGACAACAAUGGAGAAAAGGAGAACGUCUGUCCAACAAACGGGCCCAUGGCAGCGAAGCUGUUUGUGAUGUCCAAGGGAAAACAGAAGUUCAUGGAGGCUCAUGGGCUACAACAAUGGUGGUCUGAAGACUUGGAACUCCAACUAGCUCUGCACAACAGCAAGCUUAUUAACAGGCAGCUCAAAUCUUUGUAUACCCUACCAGCACCAGCAGCUCCACAACAAGCACAAGCAAAGCCUUGAUAAACACAAGAAGGUCUGGUCUGGCUGUGCAUUGCUUCUUGAUUCCUAAAAAUAGCUCAUUUUGAAUCUCCAGGGUUCAUGGAUGGAUUUGGUUCAUUUUGAUUGGUUGUGUUGGGGUGGGUUGUUUGUAACAAUUCAUCAUAAUCCAUUUGGAUACAAUAAAAUGAUUCUGUUUUUUUUUUAACAAA
Vitis riparia (riverbank grape) is the source of this 1519-nucleotide messenger RNA. Its product is annotated as GDSL esterase/lipase At4g10955. Lineage: Eukaryota; Viridiplantae; Streptophyta; Magnoliopsida; Vitales; Vitaceae. The coding region runs from base 114 to 1331 and encodes 405 amino acids. The transcript has 2 exons. The record is from RefSeq and is a predicted model, not a curated record.